AUGUUGGGCCAGCGAGCAAGCACUGCUGUAGCCGUUGCCCUCGUUUCGAAUGUAGUCUACGGAGCUGCGUCACCUUCGUUGCCACCCCAGUCGGUGUUUGUAGAUCCCCUUUCAUUCGCCGUACUCGGCCAGAACGCUACGUUCCGUGACUCUGCGUUUGAGUCGAGUUUCAAUCCCACUUCUACGCCUCGGCCGUUCUUCCAAAUAUUCAACAAAGGAUUCCUCAGCAUUCUUGGCCAAGACCCGUCGCUCCACGAAAUUGCGUCGAAUCCGGACUUCGCUUUCGCUUUCGAGGCUCCCGUAUACGUUCCAGAUACGGACGAGAUAUUCUUCUCGGGUUCUCCAGUAAUCGGAAAUGUGAGCGCCAAUAGCCAAGUCAACAGGGUCAGUAUGGCUGAGGUUGAAGACGGGUUGAAGGCCAGUAAUGGAUCCACGGUGAAUGUAACUGUUACUCCCCUCAACCUUCCGGAUGCCGUCGCCGUGACAAAUGGGGCGACAGGUCCCUUCCGGGGUUCAUUGUUGCUUGUGGGCGGCGGCCUAGGGACUCGACCUCCAGCGAUAACACUCGUAAACCCACGACCGCCUCACAAUGUAACGGUCCUUCUGGACAAUUUCUUUGGACGGCAAUUCAACUCGCUAGAUGACAUCAAAGUGCGACAUACCAGCGGGAAGAUAUUUUUCUCCGAUGUUGAAUAUGGCUUUGCACUUGGAUUACGACCAGCACCUUUAAUGCCAAACCAAAUAUAUAGAUUUGACCCGGACACUGGAGUUCUCAGAAUGGUCGCAGACGGAUUUGCGAGACCCAACGGGAUAGCGUUCACCGACGAUGGCAAUACUGUCUACGUCUCUGACAGUGGUGCGCUCCCAGAUCUCUCAGGGGCUAUACUCCAAACUCAACCAGCAACCAUCUACGCCUUUGACGUUGACCCUGUUUCCGAAAGAUUCCUUAAUCGACGUGUAUUGGCCUACAUCGAUGCGGGUAUCCCUGAUGGAUUACAGGUGGACAUGGACGGGAAUAUAUAUGCAGGCACUGGUGAUGGCGUUCAGGUAUGGAAUCCAGAGGGCACGCUGCUAGGCAAAUUCUUUGUUGGAACACGAACUUCCAAUAUGGUGUUCGCUGGCUCCGGCCGGCUUGUCAUGCUAUCACAGACGAAGCUGUUUCUUGCCGGGAUUAACGCAGGUAAUAUCAAUCUGGAAGGUAGAUGA
Molecule: messenger RNA, 1206 nt
Organism: Pleurotus ostreatus (oyster mushroom)
Lineage: Eukaryota; Fungi; Basidiomycota; Agaricomycetes; Agaricales; Pleurotaceae
Exons: 7
Coding region: 1-1206 (401 amino acids)
Source: RefSeq, a predicted model, not a curated record